Molecule: messenger RNA, 1515 nt
Organism: Penicillium canescens
Lineage: Eukaryota; Fungi; Ascomycota; Eurotiomycetes; Eurotiales; Aspergillaceae
Exons: 3
Coding region: 1-1515 (504 amino acids)
Molecular function (GO): oxidoreductase activity, acting on paired donors, with incorporation or reduction of molecular oxygen; iron ion binding; monooxygenase activity
Source: RefSeq, a predicted model, not a curated record
AUGUAUCCUACCACAGAGAUGAACCAAGCGACGACGCAUUUCUCGUCCGGAGCCCUCAAUCAAGAGAGCUUUUACAAGACAUGUCUCUUGGUUUUAGUAGGCAUUGCUGUUUCUUUCCUGGCGCAAAAGCUGCUGCAGGUCCAUCGACUACGUGCACUUGAACGACUUCAUGGCUGCGGUGAACUCUCCAGCGAGAGCGAAUUUCAAUAUGAUUUUCUUGGUAUUGCCAAAGCAAUCCAGUUGGCUUCUCACUUUCGAAAACGCACAUCGUUAGCGUAUACAAACGCAUUGUUCACGAAAUACGGGGAGACGUAUGUUUCCAAUGUCAUCGGCCACCGACUUAUCUUUACCUGCAAUGCAGACAACAUUAAGCAUCUGUUGUCCACGGCGUUCGUCGAUUUCGAUAGUUCUCCAUUGAGAAAGCCUCUAUUCGAGUACAUCACCCCGCAUGGCAUCUUCACCCUUGAUGGUCCCGACUGGAAGAAAAGUCGAGAUCAGUUGCGGAGUCGGCUGUCUAAUCUUCGCAAGACCAUUGAUCUGGACUCGUGCGAACAGCACUUCCAAGCCUUCCUUCGACGUGUUCCUCCAAAAGGACAGGCCUUUGACGUUCAAUCCUGUACAUUUGCUCUAUCUUUGGACAUGCAAACUCAAUUCUCUCUGGGUGAGUCUGUUGAUGCCCAGAGUUUCAGUCAAUCGAAAGAAAAGAAGCGGUUUGUAGAAGAUCUGCUAUUUCUCAAGGAACGCAUCGUCCAGGAUGGUUUUCGUGGUCCUCUGCGCCACUUCUUUUCAAAGGAACACUUUCUCAGGUCUUGUCAAAGGGCACGAGAAUAUGUGACAGGUUAUGCCACCCGGCAAGUUGAGCAACAGAUCAGCAACAAUGAGAAGAAUGACGGAAUACCUCCUGCGUCUGCUUUCAAUAUGAGAGAUAGGGAGAUUUCCCAGUGCACCGAUCAGGCUCUAAGCAUUCUCCUUGCAAAUGACAGCAUGAGCACGACUCUUUCGGGUCUUUUCUUUUGCCUGGCCCAGGACAAUCGCGCCGUGAAAAAACUGCGAGCAAGUGUCAUCGCUACCGUUGGAUCAACUCCUCCAACGUGGGGCCAACUUGGAAGUCUGCAUUAUGUCCGGUGGGUGAUUCAAGAAGCAAACAAACAUUCGACGUUACCAACCGGUGGUGGAGCUGAUGGGAGGUUGCCAGUUCUCGUACGGAAAGGAGAUAUCGUGGUGUUUUCUACGUGGGCUAGACAUCGUCUAGGGAAGGAAUUUGGAGAUGACCCAGAAAAGUUUUAUCCUGAGCGUUGGGAGGAUUUAAGCCCUGAAAUGGCUGGCUACAUUCCGUUUAAUAAGGGCCCGAGGAUCUGCCCAGGUCAGCAAUAUGCGGUGAUUGUGAUGACAUACAUCGUGACUCGCAUGUUUCAAACGUUUUCAUCUGUCUCCAAUUACAACACUAAAGAAUGGACGGAGAGAAUUAGCAUGACGCUCGAGAACGAGAAUGGGGUUCUAGUCGGACUAGAGUGA